AUGAUUAUUCUCUCGAUCGAACGCCGAGGCUCUCGGAUGACAGCUCGAUCUCUGGACCUUUUUUUUGAGCGAAAAGACCGAGCUUAUCCGGACACUAAGGUACUGUGGCAAGAUGCCGACACCAGGAGAACGUACACCUAUGCGCAGACUAAAGAUGCGGCCAUUGCUUUUGGACGGGGCCUCCGGAUACAUUUCGGCUGGAAAUCUGGGGACGUCAUGGCAUUAUUCACCGCCAAUUCUAUUGACACUCCGGUUGUCACAUUUGGCACUCUAUGGGCUGCGGGAAUUGUGUCUCCUGCCAGUCCAAGAUACACCGCAGAAGAACUUGCUUCCCAAUUGAAAGACUGCAGUGCCGCAGCGAUGAUUACGCAAUUCCCGACGCUCGAAGUAGCUCUACAAGCAGCAAAGGUGGCCGGCAUUCCCCGGGAACGCAUUAUCCUCAUCGGCGAUGUCCGAGAUCCGGAGACUCGAGUCAGGCAUUUCACAGACAUAUACGGCGGCCCGAAUUCAGGAGUACAGGAGAGACCUCUUGUAACCCCGAAGAAAGACCCGGCGUAUCUCAUGUACUCUUCAGGUACUACGGGGUACCCGAAGGGCGCAUUGCUCUCGCACCACAACAUUGUGUCGAAUGUGCUUCAAACCCAUGCAGUGGAGGGCCACCAAAUUACGCAUAAUGGUGGAAAAGAUGGAAGAGGGGAUAGGGUCCUGAUCUUUCUGCCACUUUUCCAUAUCUACGGACUGGCAUGCGGUGUACAUUCUCCCCUGUACAGUGGGUUUCAGGUCGUACUUAUGACUACAUUCGAUGUUCAGAGAUUCUGCGCUCACGUGCAAAACUUCCAAAUCACAUAUGCACAUAUUGUGCCGCCAGUCGCCCUUGCCUUGGGCAAGCUUGAUAUCAAAAGAAAAUAUGAUCUGUCAAGCCUCCGGAUGCUGAACUCUAGUGCAGCACCUUUGUCUGCCGAAAUGAUUAAACGGACUUUCUCCCAGAUCAAAGUUGGUUUAAAGCAGAGCUAUGGCCUUACUGAGGCUAGCCCAGCCUCUCAUGUACAACCAUGGGGAGACUGGAGCAGGGCGGCAGGCUCUGUAGGGAAACUGCUACCUAACAUGGAGGCAAAGUAUAUGACAAUCCCGGAAAACGGCACCAUAUCCGUUGAAGUCCCCAGUGGCGAAGUUGGAGAACUAUAUAUUCGUGGGCCCAAUAUUUUCAUGGGAUAUCAUUCCCAUCAUCAAUCCACAUUCUCGCCAGAUGGAUGGUUUAAGACCGGGGAUGUUGGCUUCCAGGACAUCGAUGGAAACCUCUUCAUCACCGAUCGUGUCAAGGAACUCAUAAAAUAUAAAGGUUUCCAGGUAGCACCGGCAGAGUUGGAAGGUAUUCUCCUUCAGCAUGAUGUGAUCAGUGAUGUCGCGGUCAUCGGCGUGAAUAGUCCAGCGGAGGGAACAGAGUUACCACGGGCAUAUGUCGUCCGCAGCUCGAGGAGCAGGUCUCAAAACACAGGCCAGCAAGUGGAGGCGGAGAAGCUCAGCAUCAGUAGGUGGUUUGAUGGUAAGGUGGCACCGCAUAAGCGUCUCCGGGGUGGUAUUCGCUUUGUGGAUGAAAUCCCCAAAAGUCCAACCGGAAAGAUCAUUCGGCGACAGCUCAGAGAGCUAGCAGAGAAGGAAGAGACUCAAACAUCUUCGAAGUUGUAG
Messenger RNA from Penicillium canescens, 1686 nucleotides. RefSeq names its product acyl--CoA ligase. Bases 1 to 1686 code for a protein of 561 amino acids. Gene Ontology annotation, biological process: secondary metabolic process. Gene Ontology annotation, molecular function: CoA-ligase activity. The record is from RefSeq and is a predicted model, not a curated record. Lineage: Eukaryota; Fungi; Ascomycota; Eurotiomycetes; Eurotiales; Aspergillaceae. The transcript is spliced from 4 exons.